This is a messenger RNA of Entamoeba dispar SAW760, 942 nucleotides long. RefSeq lists its product as uncharacterized. The transcript has a single exon. NCBI's taxonomy places the organism in Eukaryota, Evosea, Mastigamoebida, Endamoebidae. Bases 1 to 942 code for a protein of 313 amino acids. The record is from RefSeq and is a predicted model, not a curated record.
AUGAAAAAAGGAAAAUUAAAUCCAAUGAUGGAAAAACGACCAAUACCUCCGAAAAAUAUUGAAUGUAAUGUAAUAAAAGGAAGUAAAAAAGUAACAAAGAAAGAUGUUCACGAAACAAAGAAAACAAAAAAAGUUAUUAUUGAUCAUACUAUAAAUGAGUCUAAAGAAUUUUCAACAAUUGAACAAGAAAAGAAUAAAACUCAAAAACAACACCAAAACGAAAUGAAAAAGAAAGAAGUGAUAAACCAACAAGGACAAUUACUUCUUCAAAAAGAAGCACAAAGCAUAAUAAAUAAUAGUACUAAUAAAUACAUGAAGUCAAAUGGAGUAAUACAUCUUGUUAUGUUAAUGAGUAUUUUAGAUAGGAUAAGUGAUGAAGAAAUAUAUGCUUUAGGAGAGAUUGUUGACGACCAAUGGAUGAAUGAAAUUGGGAUGAUUAUAAAUGACCCCGAAGUUAGUCCAAAGGUAGUUCAACGUUCUUUGUUCUUAGCACAAAGUUUUCAUGAACGAGAUUUAAUGCCAAUUAAAGAAAUUCAAAGACUAGGACAAUUAAUUGGAAAAGGGCAAUAUGAAAUUAUUCUCAGUGGUUCAUUUUUUCUUAAUGACAAUAUUGUUCAACUUAUUUUCAUGGAAAGAAGAAUUAAAUCAUUCAUAUUUUGUGAUGAAACUAAUCAACAAUUCUUGUUUAUUGCAUCAAAUGAUGGAGUUAAAGGAAGGAUUUUAAAAGGAAAUGAUAUUUUCAUGCAGAAAAUUAAUGGAAUUUGGCAAAAUUUAACAUUGCCUGAAUAUAUUUGUUCAGUAAAAAUCAAAGAAAAGAACACGAUAUGGCUUUUUGAAACUAUAAGACUCAGUACUGAUAUGAAAAUAAGUUGUUUUGACCAGAAUAAUCAAAUACAUAUAGGGAGAUAUAUCAAGAAAUUAAUGAUUGUUACAUUUUAUUAA